UAAGAAAAGAUAGUAAACAUGGCAGAGUAAUCAAUUAGCGAUGUUCUCAGUGGAGCAUUUGCAGGAGUGUGUUUUAGACUUUUUGGUCAUCCUUUUGAGUAAAAUAUCUUUUAUAUUAAAGUACUAUAAAGGUGAGGAUGAUAAUGGGGAACUAAAAUAAAUCAAUAUUUAGAGUUGGUUUGAACAUCUAUAAAAAUGAAGGAGUAAUGAAUGAUUAUAGUUUAGUUUAAAGCUUAUUAUAAAGGAAUGUUAUCUCCAAUACUUGCUGAAGUACCUUGCAAUGCUGUAAUGUUUGCAGUUUAUGAAGCAGUAUAUCGUGAGCUUUGUCCUUAUCCAUACAGUAAUCAAGCUUAAAUUGUUCCCUGUAUUAUUUAUAAUAAAAGUAUGAUAGGGCUGAUUGCAGGAGGAGUGAGUGGAAUAGCAUAUGCUUUAGUAGUAUGUCCAGCUGAAAUGAUUAAAUGUUUACUUCAGAUGCAAAUAAAAAAUAUUGAUCAUGAACUGAGGUCUCCAUUUAGAUGUGUAGUCACUUUAUUAUAAAGAGAGGGUAUCCGUGGAAUGUUUAAAGGAUUAGUGGCUACAAUAAUCAGAGAUGUGCCUCAAAAUGCAGGUAUUUAGAAAUUCUAUAAGGCUAUUAGCUUUCUUCACAACUUAUGAAUACACAAAAUAUUUAUUCAAACAAAGGAAUAAUUCUGAUGAUAUAAGUUUUUUGUAGGCUUUAGUAUGUGGUGGCAUGAGUGGAAUAGCUUGUUGUCUUGCUUCUUAUCCUUUAGAUGUAGUUAAGACUCAACUUUAAUGUGAAGCAGCUGUAUUCAAAUCCUAAAGAAAAUUUAGACCUAUUCUAAUGGAUGGUGGUGUAAUUAUGUGUACUACACACAUAUUAUAAAAAAACGGAAUUAUGGGUAUUAUACAAUAUAAAUAAUUUUAGGUUUCUUUAAUGGAAUCCAAAGUUGCCUUAUUUAUUAUCUUAUAGGAUGUUCUGCCUAAUUUACAGGUUAUUAUUAUGCAUAAUAACUCUUUAAAUAAGCACUUCCUAUUUAUUGA
Messenger RNA from Paramecium sonneborni, 1041 nucleotides. The record is from the annotation of a GenBank genome assembly. Lineage: Eukaryota; Ciliophora; Oligohymenophorea; Peniculida; Parameciidae.